AAUGGGUAAGAACAACACCAAUAUCCUUACGCAAUCUACAGUUCUUGCAAUGGUUUUAAUCGCUCCAAUAAUGGUGAAAGAAGUUACAAGCCUUACAAUUUGCAAAAUCGACAUAAACGAUAUGCAGAAAUGUCGUCCAGCCGUCACUGGAAUCAACCCCCCGCCUCCGGUCAACGAGUGCUGCCUAGUGGUCCGAUCCGCUAAUUUGGAAUGCUUUUGCAGAUUCAAGUUUUAUCUCCCUAUUCUAGGAAUUGAUCCAUCCAAAGUUGCGGCUCUUGUAGCCAACUGUGGCGUUACAACAAUCCCUCCUAGUUGCCGAGUUUGAAGAAUGGGGCUUGAGACAUGUCUGUAUGGUGCUGCAAGUGUUUGCUGGGUCUUGCUUGCCCUGCAUCUGAUCUGAUGUAUCUGAAUUUACUAUGUUUUUAUGUGUUCUAAUCCAAAUAAAUCACAGA
This is a messenger RNA of Raphanus sativus (radish), 452 nucleotides long. Its product is annotated as putative lipid-transfer protein DIR1. Bases 2 to 325 code for a protein of 107 amino acids. The transcript is spliced from 2 exons. The record is from RefSeq and is a predicted model, not a curated record. Gene Ontology annotation, molecular function: fatty acid binding. Gene Ontology annotation, biological process: systemic acquired resistance. NCBI's taxonomy places the organism in Eukaryota, Viridiplantae, Streptophyta, Magnoliopsida, Brassicales, Brassicaceae.